AUGGCUUCGUCCCUAUUACCUCGCCUCCGGCCGGCCACGGUCCUCACAACUGUCCUGGCGGGCGGCAUCGCCACCGGCAUCUACUCCAAAUUCAUCAUGAGACAAGUACACGCAGACUCAGGGCCAAAACCCAGGAAGGUCCUCGGCGGCGGUCCAGCCUUCCUCUCCCUCCCCCUCGAGAGCUCCGAGAUGGUGAGCGGCGACACGAAGCGCCUCCGCUUCAAGCUGCCCAAGGACGACGACGUGAGCGGCCUCCCUCUGACUUCCGCCGUCCUAACAGUAUCGUGGCCCAAGGGCAGCUGGCGCCCCGUCCCUCGCCCCUACACGCCCGUCACCCCCUCCGACGCCCCCGGCCACCUCGACCUCGUCGUCAAGCAGUACCCCAACGGCAGGGCCAGCACCCACCUGCACUCCCUCAGCCCCGGCGACAGGCUCCUCUUCGCCCUCCCCAUCGCCGGCCCCAAGUGGACGCCCAGCGCCGACGCGGGAACCCACGUCACCCUCAUCGCCGGCGGCGCGGGUAUCACGCCCGUCUUCCAGCUCGCGCAGGGCAUCCUCCGCAACCCGGACGACAAGACGGCCAUCACGCUCGUGUACGGCGCCAACACCGACCGGGACGUGCUCCUGAAGCGGGAGCUCGACGCCUUCGAGAGGGAGUUCCCGGGCCGCUUCAGGGCCGUCUACACCAUCAGCCGACCGGGAGAGGGCAGCCCCUACAGGAAGGGCCGCGUGACCAAGGAGCUGCUGCAGGAGGUGGCGCCCGCGUCCGGGAGCUCCCACGUGUACCUGUGCGGACCGCCCGCCAUGGAGGCAGCCCUCGCCGGGCAGUUCAAGUGGGGGUCGCCGCUGGGGAUCCUGGCUGAGCUCGGGUACCGAAAGGAUCAGAUUCACCGGUUCUAG
This is a messenger RNA of Clonostachys rhizophaga, 900 nucleotides long. The record is from the annotation of a GenBank genome assembly. NCBI's taxonomy places the organism in Eukaryota, Fungi, Ascomycota, Sordariomycetes, Hypocreales, Bionectriaceae.